UCAGUAGCUGGUGUCAGCAGAGCCCGGGGCUGCCCCAGGGACUGGUUCCAGCCACCCGAGAAAGUCCCCACCUGGGCUGGGCACAGAGGAGACUUCAAUUAAAGUCUCUACUUAACUUAGCAGAGACACCUUUGGGGAACAGCAGCUGCUCAGCCAGGGAUCCCAGCAGCAGCGUCUUAUAACAGGCUUUAGCACUAACUCAGAUUCAGGAGCCGCAGGGUUUCUUAUUCCUGUUCUUUGUUCUCUCUACUUCACAGUCUCCCCUUUUCCCAGAACUAGCUACAACAACUCUCGGCUGCUUCGUCCCCUUCAACUUUAUCCCAACCUCAGCUGCUGCAGCCCUCACUGGGACAGCGACUUUCUGCAGCUGGAAGGAACCAGCCCCAGACCCUGCACAGAUUGUCUGGGGGAGAAGCCUGCAUUAACCCUUCACUAGACCUGGCUCUGUCUCCCCAGGCCCCCGGGCUGUGACAAGAGGGGUGAGUCACUGCAGCUCAGCUCAGCUCAGCUCAGGGCCUGCUGGGAACAGGAGGAAGGAAACGCCCCAACUCCAGCCAAACAAGCUUCUCUGCUCUCAGGAAAGUGAAACUAAACUGCAGCGGCUGUUUCCCGUUUGCAGAGGAGCCAUGGCUGCCGGGGACCUGGCAGGGAGCUUCCAGGACGAAGUGACUUGCUCCGUCUGCCUGGAGUAUUUCACAGACCCGGUGACUAUUGAGUGUGGGCACAACUUCUGCCGGGCCUGCAUCAGCCAGUGCUGGGGGGAGUCGGAGUCAAACUUCUCCUGCCCCCAGUGCAGAGAAACCGCCCUGCAGCGAAACCUGCGGCCCAACAGGCAGCUGGGGAACCUGGUGGAGUUAGUGAAACGACUGAGGCUCCAGGCGGUGACAGAGCCCGAGGGGCAGAGAAUGUGUGAGAGGCACCAGGAGGCUCUGAAACUGUUCUGUGAAGAGGAUCAAACCCCCAUCUGUGUGGUGUGCGACAGAUCCCGGGCUCACCGCGCUCACACGGUGGUUCCCAUCGAGGAGGCUGCCCAGGAGUACAGGGAGCAAAUUCUGAGCCGCCUGCAGCAUCUGCAGGAGGAGAGAGAAGAGCUCCUGGGACUGAAAUCCGACUGGGACAAGGAAAGUGAGAGGCUCCUGAGGCAGACGGAAGUGGAGAGGCAGCUGGUGGUGUUUGAGUGCGAGCAGCUGCGCCAGUUCCUGGCUGAACAAGAGCGCCUCCUGCUGGCCCGGCUGGGAGAGCUGGACCAGGAGAUUGGGAGGAGGAGGGAGGAAAACGCCACCCACCUGUGUGAGGAGAUUUCCCAGCUCAGCGCCCUGAUCACAGAGCUGGAGGGGAAGUGUCAGCAGCCUGUGCCGGAAUUGCUGCAGGGUGUCAGAAGUGCCGUGAGAAGGGGCGAGAAGGUGAUGUCUCCACAUCCGGCUCCCAAGUCCCCUGAGCUGGAAAAGCGAAUCAGGGAUUUCCCUCGAGAGAACAAACUCCAGGAGGCUGUGACGGGAUUCCUGGAGGGGCUGGCUGCAGAGAGAGGACUCAGAAGAGCCCGAGGAUUCGCAGUGGAUGUGACUCUGGAUCCAGACACAGCAAAUCCCAACCUCGUCCUGUCUGAGGAUCGGAAACAUGUGAGACAUGGAGACGAAGAACAGGCUCUGCCUGACAAUCCUGAGAGAUUUGACGCUUACCCUGAAGUUCUGGGCACUGAAGGAUUCACGGGCGGGAGGCAUUACUGGGAGGUGGAGGUGGGAGACAAGCCUGACUGGAUGCUUGGGGUUUGUAGGGAUUCUGUCAUCAGGAAGGGGGAGAAUGAUGUAUCACUUGAGGAUGGAUACUGGGUCGUGCAGCUGGCGGAUGGGAAAUACGAGGGCCUCACCUCCCCCACAACCCCCCUCCCCGUGAGCGUCAGGCCCAGCCGGGUGGGGAUUUUCCUGGACUAUGAGGCGGGCGAGGUCUCGUUUUACAAUGUGACUGACAGGUCCCAUCUCUACACUUUCACUGGCACCUUCCACGGGAAGCUCCGCCCUUAUUUCUAUCCUGGUCUCAACGCUGGGGGUACAAAGACGGCUCCCCUGAUAAUCUGCCCGGUCUCAGCUCAGGCCGAAGGGAAUCUCUAUAUCACUGUGCUCUCCCCUCUUGAUCCCCAGCACCAGGCCUGUGAGCUGGGAGAGUGGAGAGGGGCAGAGAAGGAGGUGAGGAAAGUGAAGAACAAGAGAGAGACGAUUGCAGGUGAAUUUAACAAACUGCACACACUGCUGAGAGAGGAGGAGCAGCUGCUUCUUCAGAGCCUGGAGGAGGAGGAGAAGGAGACUCUGCAGAGACUACAGGAAAAUGUAACCAAACUCUCCCAGCAAAGCUCCUCUCUGCAGCAGCUGAUCACAGAGAUCGAGGAGAAGUGUCAGCAACCAGUUAUCGAGCUGCUAAAGGAUGUGAAAACCACAUUGAGCAGGAGUGAGAAUGUGAAACUCUGGGAACCAGAAGCUGUUUCUACUGACCUGAAGAAUGUGUAUAAAAUCCGGAGCUGCCUGGAUAUGCGAGAAAUCCUGAAGAGAUUCGCAGUGGACGUGACUCUGGAUCCAGACACGGCUCAUCCCUACCUCGUCCUGUCUGAGGAUCGGAAACGUGUGAGACACGGAGACAAACGCCAGGAUCUGCCCAACAACCCUGAGAGAUUUGAUACGUACCCUGAAGUUCUGGGCGCUGAGGGGUUCGCGGGCGGGAGGCAUUACUGGGAGGUGGAGGUGGGAGAGAAGACAGGCUGGGACCUGGGGAUUUGUAGGGAAUCUGUGAGCAGGAAGGGGCAGGACACAUACAGACCUAGGAAUGGAUACUGGAUUCUGUGGCUGAGGGGUGGGCGAUACAAGGCCCUCACCUCCCCUCCGACCCCCUUCCCAGUGAGCGUCAGGCCCAGCCGGGUGGGGAUUUUCCUGGACUAUGAGGCGGGCGAGGUCUCGUUUUACAAUGUGACUGACAGGUCCCAUCUCUUCACUUUCACUGACACCUUCUCCGGGAAGCUCCACCCUUAUUUCUGUCCUGGUCACAACCCUGGGGGUACAAACGCGGCUCCAUUGAUAAUCUGCCCUGUCCCAGCUCAGGCCGGAGGGAAUCUCUGUCCCUGACAGUGACCCCGCGGCACAGACUGGCCCUUCCCAGCCCUGCUGCUCUUCCCACCCCCAGUGGUGGGGGCCAGUUACU
Molecule: messenger RNA, 3186 nt
Organism: Mauremys mutica (yellowpond turtle)
Lineage: Eukaryota; Metazoa; Chordata; Testudines; Geoemydidae
Product: E3 ubiquitin-protein ligase TRIM39-like
Molecular function (GO): zinc ion binding; protein binding
Source: RefSeq, a predicted model, not a curated record